CUGCUUGAGUCCCUCUACCCGGCCUCCGCCAUCUUGCCUCUCUGCCAGAAGCCGAGUGCGGAAGUGGAAACGGCACUGUGCGGGCUCGGGGUUCCGCCUGUGGACGGCUUUGCAUAUCUUCCAGCCGACACAGCCUGCUAUCCAUCAAAUUUAACCGUUUCUAAACAGCAGAGACCAGGAAAGCGAUGGCUGGACGGUUACCGGCGUGUGUUGUCGACUGCGGCACAGGUUACACCAAACUGGGUUAUGCAGGGAACACAGAGCCGCAGUUCAUCGUUCCAUCAUGUAUUGCCAUCAAAGAGUCGGCCAAGGUCGGAGACCAGGCCCAGCGGAGGAUGAUGAAGGGGGUGGAUGACUUGGAUUUCUACAUCGGAGAUGAAGCAGUAGACAAGCCCACAUAUUCCACUAAGUGGCCAAUCCGUCACGGGAUUGUGGAGGACUGGGACCUGAUGGAGCGCUUCAUGGAGCAGAUCAUCUUCAAGUACCUGAGGGCUGAGCCCGAGGACCACUACUUCCUCCUGACAGAGCCUCCUCUGAACACACCAGAAAACAGAGAGUACACAGCUGAGAUCAUGUUUGAGUCCUUCAAUGUACCAGGGCUGUACAUCGCUGUGCAGGCUGUGCUCGCUCUAGCAGCCUCCUGGACGUCCAGACAGGUAGGAGAGAGGACGCUGACAGGCACUGUCAUCGACAGCGGAGAUGGUGUCACCCACGUCAUCCCUGUGGCUGAAGGGUAUGUCAUUGGCAGCUGUAUAAAGCACAUUCCCAUCGCAGGACGAGACAUCACCUACUUCACCCAGCAGCUUCUGAGGGAGAGGGAGGUGGGCAUCCCACCGGAGCAGUCGCUGGAGACGGCCAAGGCAGUCAAGGAGCGCUACAGCUACGUGUGCCCAGAUCUAGUCAAAGAAUUCAGCAAGUACGACACUGACGGCUCCAAGUGGAUCAAGCAGUACACUGGCAUCAAUUCCAUCAGCAAGAAGGAGUUCACCAUCGAUGUGGGCUACGAGCGCUUCCUGGGGCCUGAGAUCUUCUUCCACCCAGAGUUUGCUAACCCUGACUUCACCCAGCCUAUCUCUGAAGUUGUGGACGAGGUCAUUCAGAACUGCCCUAUUGAUGUCAGGCGUCCUCUCUAUAAGAACGUUGUUCUGUCAGGAGGCUCCACCAUGUUCAGGGACUUUGGGCGCCGUAUGCAGAGAGACUUAAAGAGGUCUGUUGACGCCCGACUGAAGAUGAGUGAGGAGCUGAGUGGAGGCAAGCUCAAGCCCAAACCAAUUGAUGUCCAGGUCAUCACUCAUCAUAUGCAGAGAUAUGCAGUGUGGUUUGGUGGAUCAAUGUUAGCAUCAACUCCUGAGUUCUACCAGGUUUGCCACACCAAAAAGGACUAUGAAGAGAUCGGGCCCAGCAUCUGUCGCCACAACCCUGUGUUUGGAGUCAUGUCUUAACUUUGGACCUCUGAAGUUUAACAGCGGUGGGGUGGGGGGGUAAAGGACGGCUCAGGAGGGUGCAGACGGUGGUGCUUCUGUGCUUUUUGAUUACUUGUUCAGCUAUGGAUGUAUGGGACGAGAAGGCCAUCCAGAAUAUAAAAAAAAGAGACCAGACCAAACACAGACCGGCUGGAAAAUUUAUUGUGAAUGUUCUUUUUUUCUUUCUCUUUAUUUUUUUGUCAAAAUGAUGGAAAAUGGUUCAUAAGCCAAAACAGUUUUAAGAACAUUUCUAGAUCUGCUAAGCAACAUGCAAUGAUGAUAAAGAUUAUGAUGAUGACUAUAAAGAUGGUGUUGGUGGAGGCCUUGCAUGAUGACAAAAACAUUGAUAGUAAUUUCCUGACACCAGAACAUAUUAUUUAUGUUUAUAAAACAUGAGUCCAGAGAUCCCAUGACUCUGGAGAUCAUUGACAAGUUUAGAACAUAUUAGUCUCCUUUUAUUUUCUGCAUUUUGUUUCCCAGCUUCAAAUGCACAUGUUUGUGUAUCACGGCAAGAGCUUGUUUAUAUUUCAUACAACAGUUUUUUAUAUGUAAAACUUGGGAAAUCAGGGGUAAAAAAAAAAUGACUAGAUACCAGUUUUAACCCACGACGCAGCUUUGAUACGCAGUAUUUUCUUGAGUUUAAGUAGAUGUUCUCCUAUUAAUUCCCCACGUGUCAUUGCUGUUUCCCCUUUAAUUCUUCUUACAGUACAUUUAAUUCACAUCUGCUUUCACUUCAGAUUGUCAGGAUUCCACCUCUCUGAUGCAGUGAAAGAAAAGAGAGGACUUAUUGAAGCUAUAAAGAUGAAACUGAAUAAGAACGACUGUCAGACCAGUAUUGUUAGACUAGAAGUUUUUUUUAUAAUUAAAUGCCAAAUUAUUAAAAUAAUGGGAUUUGUGUAUUUAAUGCCUUGCAACAUUCCAAUAAAGGCUCAAAUUUGUUUCUAAGUA
Cottoperca gobio is the source of this 2411-nucleotide messenger RNA. RefSeq names its product actin-related protein 3-like. Bases 186 to 1442 code for a protein of 418 amino acids. The transcript is spliced from 12 exons. NCBI's taxonomy places the organism in Eukaryota, Metazoa, Chordata, Actinopteri, Perciformes, Bovichtidae. The record is from RefSeq and is a predicted model, not a curated record.